UCUUUAUCUCUAUUCCGCACAAAACCAUUUUACUCUUCUCUAAAACCAUGUGUAAUUUAAAACCAUCUACUUCUUCUUCCUUAUUAUCUUCCAAAGACAAAACCCAUUUCUCAAAACUCGAAACCAGUGAUUCAAACCAUCCUCAUUAUUCCGAAUUCAGCGAUAACGAUUCUCUAGACUUUAAAAGAUGGCCAACUUUUCUCGAGGGCUUAGAGGAAGUGAAGGCAAUCGGAAGAAUUUCUGGGCCGACGAUGAUGACCGGGCUUCUUAUGUACUCAAGAGCAAUGAUCUCGAUGUUGUUCCUCGGCUACCUCGGGGAGCUUGAGUUAGCCGGAGGAUCUCUCUCCAUCGGCUUUGCCAAUAUCACCGGCUACUCGGUCAUCUCGGGCUUGUCUAUGGGGAUGGAACCAAUCUGCGGCCAAGCCUACGGAGCUAGGCAAAUGAAGCUUUUAGGACUAACCCUUCAAAGAACCGUCCUCCUCCUUCUCUCUUGCUCUGUCCCGAUCUCUUUCUCUUGGCUUAACAUGAGGCAAAUCCUCUUAUGGUGCGGCCAAGACGAAGAAAUUUCCUCCGUUGCUCAAAAGUUCCUUCUUUUCGCCAUCCCUGACCUCUUCCUCCUCUCUCUGCUUCACCCUCUUCGCGUUUAUCUUCGAACACAAAACAUUACAUUGCCCGUGACUUACUCCACGGCCGUAUCUGUUCUCCUUCAUGUUCCUUUGAACUUUCUCCUAGUUGUGAAGCUCGAGAUGGGAGUCGCCGGAGUCGCUGUAGCUAUGGUCUUGACCAAUCUCAACCUUGUAGUCCUCUUAUCUUCUUUUGUGUAUUUCACAAGCGUGCAUAGUGAUACGUGGGUCCCACUUACUGUUGACGCUCUUAAAGGUUGGUCGUCUUUGCUCUCACUUGCCAUACCCACCUGUGUAUCUGUUUGUUUGGAAUGGUGGUGGUACGAGUUCAUGAUCAUUUUGUGUGGACUUUUGGCUAACCCAAGAGCUACUGUUGCAUCCAUGGGAAUCUUGAUUCAAACAACGGCUUUGGUCUACGUCUUUCCUUCCUCUCUCAGCCUCGGUGUUUCCACUAGAAUUAGCAAUGAGCUUGGAGCUAAACGUCCCGCGAAAGCUCGCGUAUCGAUGAUCAUUUCACUCUUCUGCGCGACGGCCUUAGGCCUAAUGGCAAUGACGUUCACCUUUCUAGUUAGACACCAAUGGGGGCGCUUGUUUACCACGGAUGUAGAUAUUCUUGAGCUGACUUCAAUUGCAUUGCCCAUCGCUGGUCUAUGUGAACUCGGGAACUGCCCUCAAACGACCGGUUGUGGGGUGUUGAGAGGUUGUGCAAGACCAACACUUGGUGCCAACAUAAACUUGGGUUCGUUUUACUUUGCGGGCAUGCCGGUGGCUAUUUUAUUAGGGUUUGUAUUCAAAUUAGGGUUUCCAGGUCUCUGGCUCGGGUUACUUGCGGCUCAAGUAACAUGUGCUUCUCUCAUGUUGUGUGCACUCUUGAGAACAGAUUGGGCUGUCCAAGCUGAGAGAGCUGAAGAACUGACUUCACAAACUCCAGGAAAAACUCCUCCCCUCCUUCCAAUCGCCAGGACUGGACCUGGUACAGAUGAUACAAUGAGAACCAUGUUGGUUUAGAUUGAUAGCUAUUCUUUGGAGUCAUUUGCCUUCAACGCUGACGUACAUAUGUUCUUGUCAAAACAUCAUUUUUUGGAGUUUAUAUUUCUCCUUAAUUUUUACUUUUUAAUUCAAUAACGAGAGUUUGGUUUGUGGGCUUUGUUGGUGUUUGUGUU
Eutrema salsugineum is the source of this 1786-nucleotide messenger RNA. RefSeq names its product protein DETOXIFICATION 48. Gene Ontology annotation, biological process: xenobiotic detoxification by transmembrane export across the plasma membrane. Lineage: Eukaryota; Viridiplantae; Streptophyta; Magnoliopsida; Brassicales; Brassicaceae. Gene Ontology annotation, cellular component: membrane. Gene Ontology annotation, molecular function: antiporter activity; xenobiotic transmembrane transporter activity. Bases 48 to 1631 code for a protein of 527 amino acids. The transcript is spliced from 2 exons. The record is from RefSeq and is a predicted model, not a curated record.